AUGGCCACACCGAGGCUCCCUUUCCUGUAUCCAAAUUUGAUGCGCGCGGUGCGAUCAUGCGAACCGAGGACAUACCGCUCACUUAGAAUCCCAUACCGGCCCAAUCAACGUUUCCAUACGAGCCAGCAACGGGAGCGCGAUUCCUACCAGCGGCGUUAUGGUCCAGCUGUCGAACCGAAUACCGCCCCCUCGUUGCGUCCGAAGAAGGACUCAAAUGAUCAGGUCAAGGAGGCGCCAGAUGAUCAAUCGGCUAAAAAUGAGGCUGUAAAUGCCUCCGAGCAGGAGGAAGCUUCGCCGGAAGAGUCACAGUCGGAACCACCACCACCGGAAGCCGGGCAAGACACUGCGAAUGUCGCUUCUUCAGAAACUCCGGCCCCGGAUCAACAAAAUGAAGCUAAAACCAAGGGAGACAACCCCCCGACGGACCGGGAACCACACGAGGAGCAGGCAAAGGAUAUAGACGGUGCUGAGCAAGAACAGGCUUCGGCCCCUUCGUCCACUCCCUCCGAACGCCCGUCGGAAGAAAUUACAGAUACCUCUUCGUUCACUGCACAAACUCCGUUCGAUGAUGUCCUGCACAUGCCCUCGCCGUCUGUUUACCUAGCCCCAACCGGGGAACCCUCCUCUGACAAACGCCCGCCACAUUUGUCCCCAGGACCAUAUGUGCACCCUUUCGACACAUAUUCGUUGGUGCAGGAUCUCUCCAAAGGAGGAUACAGUCAGGAGCAGUCUACUACAAUCAUGAAGGCUGUGCGGGCUAUCCUACAGAACAACCUCUCCCUGGCCAGGGAGAGCCUGACUUCCAAAUCUGACGUCGAGAAUGAGGAGUACCUGUUCAAAGCAGCCUGCUCUGAGCUUCAGUCAUCGCUCCAGACAGCUCGCAACUCAGAAAUACAGCAUCAGCGCUCAUCGCGUACGCAAUUGCAGCAUGAAACGGAUAUUAUCUCGCAGCGUCUCAGCCAGGAACUUGCAGGCAUGAAAGACGACAUCAAGGGCAUGUUCAAUGAUCACAAGAUGACCACGCGAGAGCAGCAGCGGAGCAUCGAUACCUCAGUUCAGGAAUUGAACUACAAGAUCACCGUGUCGCUGAAUAGCGAUGGAAAGAGUGAGAUCGAAGGUCUUCGGUGGAUUUUGACCAGACGUGCCGCUCUGACGAUUGCCAUCUGUGCUUUCAUGAUCAUCGUCUUCUUGAAGUAUGCUUCCACGCGCAAGGUGCCUGAGCCCAAGCAAGCCAAGCGAGAAGAGAAGCCGGCCGUCACCAAAGAAACCGUCACGGAAACUCGAGUCGUCCAAGAUGGUGGCAUUGAGACAGUCGUUCCGUCUGCUGAAGCACAUCUCGGCGAAUCCCUUGGUUAA
Messenger RNA from Penicillium mononematosum, 1356 nucleotides. RefSeq names its product CCDC90 family protein. The coding region runs from base 1 to 1356 and encodes 451 amino acids. The transcript is spliced from 2 exons. The record is from RefSeq and is a predicted model, not a curated record. Gene Ontology annotation, cellular component: mitochondrion. NCBI's taxonomy places the organism in Eukaryota, Fungi, Ascomycota, Eurotiomycetes, Eurotiales, Aspergillaceae.